Messenger RNA from Lachancea mirantina, 327 nucleotides. The record is from the annotation of a GenBank genome assembly. NCBI's taxonomy places the organism in Eukaryota, Fungi, Ascomycota, Saccharomycetes, Saccharomycetales, Saccharomycetaceae.
AUGUCCGAUUUACUUGAUCGUCCACGUUCGGAACUUACGCAGGAAGAGAUAGAACAAUUGGAAGAGUUCGAGUUUAAAAAUGGACCCAUGUCUUUGAUAAAUGAUGCCAUGGUAGCCAAUACCCCUGUGAUCAUAUCGUUGAGGAAUAAUCACAAAAUAAUAGCCCGUGUGAAAGCUUUUGAUAGACACUGUAAUAUGGUACUUGAAAAUGUUAAAGAACUAUGGACAGAAAAACAGGGCAAAAAGGCGUUAAACCGAGAAAGGUUUGUCAGUAAGUUGUUCCUUAGAGGUGACUCUGUCAUCAUCGUUUUGAAGGCUCCAAUAUAG